Molecule: messenger RNA, 2670 nt
Organism: Limanda limanda (common dab)
Lineage: Eukaryota; Metazoa; Chordata; Actinopteri; Pleuronectiformes; Pleuronectidae
Gene: slc25a25a
Product: solute carrier family 25 member 25a
Exons: 10
Coding region: 64-1476 (470 amino acids)
Biological process (GO): transmembrane transport
Cellular component (GO): mitochondrial inner membrane
Molecular function (GO): calcium ion binding; ATP transmembrane transporter activity
Source: RefSeq, a predicted model, not a curated record
AGACCCACGCCGCGCCGCUCGCUUUCUUUACCCGGCUUUCAGCUCCCUUCUCCCGGCGUCACCAUGCUCGGCCUGUGCCUCUACGUCCCCGUGGCCGACCGCGACCCGGUGGCGGUGGAAUACUUCGAGUCCGACGGCCUCCCCUCGGAGCUCAAGUCCGUGUUCAACCGGCUCAGCGUGCUGCUGCCCUCCCAGGAGUUCUCCAGCUACCAGCGGUGGAGACAGAAAACCUUCACAGGGGAAGAAAAAGACCCGGAUGGACAGCUGGACUUUGAGGAGUUUGUUCACUAUCUGCAGGACUACGAGAAGGACCUGAAACUGGUGGUGCAAAGCGUCGACCGGAACAAUGCUGGCCACGUAGACGCCAGAGAGUUCAUGCAGUCCCUCCACGACCUCGGGGUUCACGUCUCCUUGCAGCACGCAGACAAAGCCCUUAAAAGCAUGGAUAAGAACGGGAUGAUAACUAUCUGUAGUGAAGACUGGAGCAACUACAUGACGGUGGAGAAGGCGGAGAACAUUCCUGAGAUCAUCCUCUACUGGAAACGCUCCACGAUGUUCGAUGUGGGCGAGAACCUGAUGGUGCCUGACGACUUCACCAUUGAGGAGAAACGGACUGGAAUGUGGUGGCGGCACCUGGUCGCGGGCGGAGGAGCUGGAGCCGUUUCCAGGACGUGCACGGCUCCCCUGGACCGAGUCAAGGUCAUGAUGCAGGUUUAUGGAACUCGAACCAACAACAUGUGCAUCAUGAGCGGAAUGAUGCAGAUGAUCAAAGAGGGCGGGAUGAGGUCUUUGUGGCGAGGCAACGGCCUGAACAUCAUCAAAAUCGCCCCAGAGACUGCGCUCAAGUUCAUGGCGUACGAGCAGAUUAAACAUUUGAUCGGCAGCGAUAAGCAGACCCUGAGCAUCGUGGAGCGAUUUGUUGCCGGGUCUCUGGCAGGAGUGAUGGCCCAGAGCGCCAUCUACCCCAUGGAGGUCCUGAAAACCCGUCUGGUUCUGAGGAACACCGGGCAGUACUCUGGAAUCUCUGACUGUGCCAAGCAGAUUUUUCGGAGAGAAGGACUCGGUGCGUUUUAUAAAGGCUUCAUCCCCAACAUGCUCGGCGUCAUCCCCUACGCAGGCAUCGACCUGGCCAUUUAUGAGACGCUGAAGAACAGCUACAUAGAGAAGUACGGCGCCAACAGCACCGAUCCCGGCGUCCUGGUCCUCCUCGGCUGCGGCACCGUGUCCAGCACGUGCGGUCAGCUCGCCAGUUAUCCUCUGGCUCUGGUCCGAACACGCAUGCAAGCACAAGCAGCGACCGAGGGCGGCCAGAAGGUGACCAUGACGGGUCUCUUCAGACAGAUUCUGAAAAGUGAGGGUCCGACCGGGCUGUACCGAGGCCUGGCCCCCAACUUCCUCAAAGUCAUCCCCGCCGUCUCCAUCAGCUACGUCGUGUACGAGCACCUGAAGACCCAGCUGGGAGUCAAAUCACGCUGACACCAUCAUGUGACUCUAAAGGCUCAAAUGACAUGUGCCCCUUACCCAAACAAGUGAAGGUCACCUGAUAAGUGACAAAGGCCACCCACCCCCUCUCCCACGGUGAAUGCCAGGGAAUCCCGGGACCUUCUGGUCUCUCUGGGGAUUCAUGGGGCCUCCUCAUUCUGUGAAUGUCCGCUGACGUGUGAAAAGAAAAGGCCAAAGUGGAGGAUAUGGACUCUAUGAGCUCAAGUUGUCGGGACUGUGACUGCUGCUAUUUAUGUUUUAAGAGGUCGUGUGGUGGAGCUGAACCACGAGGAGGAUGAGUGACUGUAAGUCGAGGACCAAAUGUGUUCGCUCUGUCUUCCAUUUGCCGUUUUUGUACCAAAUGUCCACUUUUACUUCUCUUUCAUGUUCUGGUGUUUCAGUCUUUUGAGUUAAAAAAGCAUCACCAGCAGAAUCACUUGAGUUAAAAAAGAAUAUUUAGUGUUCAAGGCAAACAGAGUAUUUCUAAGUGUCACUUAAUGAGAAGAUUUUGCACAUGUGAGUUUGCUCUCCCUACACCUCUUUCCUGCAUGAAUGGAUGGAUGACAUGACUUUCUGAAUGACUUUGGAGUAUUUAUUUCCACCCAAUCCUGUAUUUAUUGUUUUUUAUUUUAUUGCCGAGCGAGCCGGUUCUUUAGUGUUUUCCGUCUGAAGACUCAAAUGUGCAAUGGAGAACAUUUAUUUUUUUUAAAUGCAGUGUGAUUGUGUUUAAGGUGGGAACUGAGCACCAGACAACGGCCUUAACUUGUGACUUACAACACUAAAUAGUUGUCUGGUGCACUGUUGAAAACAGGGGUUUGAACUUGUACUUGUUUCGCUGUGGCUGACGAAGUUCUAGAUGCUCAAACAGCUUCAGGUUAUGUCUGUUAAUGUGUGGAGAUUUGUUUGUGCCCUUUUGAGAAAAAAGAAUAUGUUUCAAUGUUCACCUCAGGUUUAAGGGCGGGUUAUUGUUUAAUAUAUACACAGAAGAGGACACUAGAUUCUUGUUUCACUUUUCUACUCGGAAAAACAAGGGCUUGAAAAGGAUGAGCAACGAAUGCACUUUAAUCAAAGCUGUAACAGCCUCUGAAAGAAUGUCACUUCAAUCCAGGUAUUAAGAUUUGAAUUGUCUCAUGUUUUAAAAGUGUUUUAAUGGACCAUUUUCAUGCAAAUAAAUGCAAUUUUGUCAGA